Molecule: messenger RNA, 3616 nt
Organism: Microtus ochrogaster (prairie vole)
Lineage: Eukaryota; Metazoa; Chordata; Mammalia; Rodentia; Cricetidae
Gene: Hook1
Product: hook microtubule tethering protein 1
Biological process (GO): cytoplasmic microtubule organization; cytoskeleton-dependent intracellular transport
Cellular component (GO): cytoplasm; centrosome
Molecular function (GO): dynein light intermediate chain binding; microtubule binding
Source: RefSeq, a predicted model, not a curated record
GACGGCCGCGGUGGGCAAGGGGGCGGUCGCGCCGCGACGUCGGCGGCGUGAGGCUUCGCGCGCGUGAGCGGCGCGGGCGCCGGGCCAGGCGGCCGAGCUCCGGUGGCGGGCGCGCAGGUCGUUGACGCGGGCCCCUGCUGGGAGGCGCGUCCGUCGCUGGGAGCGCGGCGCCGAGGUUCUCGGACCAUGGAGGACCCGCAGCCGCUGCCACAGCCGGAGCUGCCGCUGUGUGACAGCCUCAUCAUCUGGCUGCAGACAUUCAAGACUGCCUCACCCUGUCAGGAUGUCAAACAGCUGACUAAUGGAGUGACCAUGGCACAAGUUCUUCAUCAAAUUGACGUAGCCUGGUUCGACGAAUCUUGGUUAAGCCGAAUUAAAGAUGAUGUUGGUGACAACUGGAGAAUAAAGGCUAGUAACUUAAAGAAGGUCCUCCAUGGAAUUACAAGUUAUUAUCACGAGUUUUUGGGGCAGCAGAUUUCUGAAGAACUUAUUCCCGAUUUAAACCAAAUAACUGAGUGUUCAGACCCUGUCGAGCUUGGGAGGUUGCUUCAGCUUAUUCUAGGCUGUGCAGUCAACUGUGAAAGGAAGCAAGAGCAUAUUAAAAAUAUAAUGACCCUGGAAGAAUCUGUUCAGCAUGUGGUCAUGACUGCAAUUCAGGAGUUGAUGAGUAAAGAAAUUGUGAACUCUCCUGCAAGUGACACCGUUGGAGAAUUAGAGCAACAGCUUAAAAGGGCCCUAGAAGAGCUUCAGGAAGCCAUAGCAGAAAAGGAAGAGCUAAAGCAAAGGUGCCAGGAACUGGAUAUGCAGGUGACUGCACUUCAGGAUGAGAAGAAUUCACUGGUCUCUGAGAACGAGAUGAUGAAUGAAAAGCUUGACCAGUUGGAUGGCUCUUUUGAUGAUCCAAAUACAAUGGUUGCGAGAAAGUAUUUUCAUGCACAGUUACAACUAGAACAAUUACAAGAAGAAAACUACAGGCUUGAAGCUGCAAAAGAUGAUUACCGUGUUCACUGUGAGGAACUUGAAAAGCAGCUGAUUGAAUUUCAGCACAGGAAUGAUGAGCUGACAAGCCUUGCUGAGGAAACCAGAGCUCUGAAAGAUGAGAUAGAUGUUCUUAGGGCUACCUCAGACAAAGCAAAUAAACUGGAGUCAACAGUAGAGGUGUAUCGUCAGAAGCUACAAGAUCUAAAUGACCUCCGCAAGCAGGUGAAAUCUUUACAGGAGACAAAUAUGAUGUACAUGCACAACACUGUGAGCUUGGAAGAGGAGCUCAAGAAGGCCAAUGCAGCGCGUGCACAGCUAGAGACCUAUAAACGCCAGGUUCAGGAUCUUCACACUAAGUUGUCCUUGGAGUCUAAAAGGGCAGAUACACUAGCAUUUGAGAUGAAGCGGCUUGAAGAAAAACAUGAAGCUUUACUCAAGGAAAAAGAGAGACUGAUAGAACAGCGAGACACUCUGAAAGAGACAAAUGAGGAGCUACGGUGCUCACAAGCACAGCAAGAUCACCUAAACCAAGCUGAUGUGUCUGCUACAAAAAGUUAUGAGACCCUCGCUGCUGAGAUCAUGCCAGUGGAGUACAGAGAGGUGUUCAUUCGACUGCAGCAUGAAAACAAAAUGCUUCGCCUGCAGCAGGAAGGGACGGAGAAUGAACGCAUCGAGCAGCUGCAGGAGCAGCUGGAGCAGAAGCACCGCAAGAUGAACGAGCUGGAAACUGAGCAAAGAUUGAGCAAAGAGCGCAUUGGAGAAUUGCAGCAGCAAAUUGAGGACCUCCAGAAGUCGUUACAAGAACAGGGCUCCAAGACUGAAGGCGAAAGUUCCAGCAAACUAAAGCGGAAGUUGGAAGCUCAUAUGGAAAAGCUAACAGAAGUCCAUGAAGAAUUACAGAAGAAACAGGAGCUCAUUGAAGACCUUCAGCCAGAUAUAAGUCAGAAUACUCAAAAGAUCAGUGAACUUGAAGCUGCUCUCCAGAAGAAAGAUGAAGACAUGAAAGCAAUGGAGGAGAGAUACAAGAUGUACUUAGAGAAAGCCAGAAAUGUUAUAAAAACUUUAGAUCCCAAAUUAAAUCCAGCAUCAGCAGAAAUAAUGCUACUUAGAAAGCAGCUGGCGGAAAAGGAAAGAAGAAUUGAGAUUCUAGAGAGUGAAUGUAAAGUAGCCAAAUUCCGUGACUAUGAGGAAAAACUCAUUGUUUCUGCCUGGUAUAACAAGAGCCUGGCGUUUCAGAAACUGGGCAUGGAAUCUCGGCUUGUGAGUGGCGCUGGUGCUUGCAAAGACACCGGUGUGGGCCCUCCUCCUCGGUCCUUCUUAGCACAGCAGCGACACAUCACCAGCACCCGGAGGAACCUGUCUGUUAAAGUCCCAGCCGCAGCAUCUGACUAGUCUACAAACAAACACGAACAGAAGUGCCUCAAAAUGUUUUGUACCCCAAGAAACUACCAGACGAAAAACAAAGGUUAAAAUGCUUGGUAUCAGCUAGCUUUGUUUGGAUUUUGUUUUGAGAUAGGGUCUCCUAUACCACAAACUGGCAUUGAAUUUACAACGUAUUCAGGGAUGACCUGGAACAUUGAUCAGUCCUUCCGUCACUUCCUGCAUGCUGGUUUCUAUAGUGCUGGGGAUCAAAACCUGCCCUGUAAGUCAGGUGACCUACCAGCUGAUCUACAUUCCCAGUAUUGGUAUCAACUAUUUUUAAGUCAAUAUAUAUCAAAUUAAUAUUUAAGUUUACUCUAACUACAAAAUACAGAAUCAGCUGUCUCUGGGCAGUACUUUUGAGUACGUGGAAGUGUGAUAAAGCAAAUAUUUGUUUUGAGAUGGCAUCAUGGGAAAGCAGCUACGUAUUCCAGCUUUACGCUUCUAGUUGUAAUAGCAAGUCAGUUAAUUUGUAAUUUAGUAGUACAUCUAGAUUUGCCUGUGGGAAGCAGUAAGGCAUGUAGAGCAGACCUGUGCAAGGCAGAUUCUUUGUGUGUACAGAGCGUUCCUCUACUUGCCAACUCGGCCCUCAAGAGGAGACUGUCAAGCUGUGGAAGGAAGCUCUAACACUUGGAAGAUUUUACCGUUGGAGUGACUUUGUCCUGUCGAAGUGACUGACUAGACAUUCGCAGUUUCUCCGAGAUGUAUCUCAGUUUGCACAUGCAGUGCUGUGGAUGAAGGCUGCAGGGCUUGACAGGGACUUUAAAGUGGGAAGUAAGCUGUGUUGUAAAAGGGAACUUUCUGUUGGAAAGCAAACUAGAAUACAUGUUGAAUUUCCACGUGCUUUUGAGCAUGAAGUUGUUGUGGCCUUUGCUUUCUAAGAAGGGGUAGAUCAUGUAUAAUGUUGCCUCAUUGAAAAGAAACAAUGAUGUAACAGCUUAGGACUGGUUCAGUUCCUGCUUACCUCUGGGAAGGGUCUGGAGCUGGAUUCGUGGCGUUCAGGUCAUUUCUGCCCAGCAUUGGUCUUUUCAAAGAGUUUUCUCUCUAGUUUAGGGUCACUUUUUAAAGUCACACUUUGGAAUAUUAGUUGUUAAAUCAGUAUUGCCUGAUGUAGCCACAAGUGGUCCGUGCUUGUGUCAGACACAUUUCCAGCACUUCGUAGGCACGCGUCCAUCAUUGUUGAGAGUUCUGGUAUGCAUUGUGUCACAGUAAAUCU